AUGGACAAGAAUGAGCGCUUACAGUUGAUGAAGCAGAAAAUAGAGGCUCUUCAGCUGCAAAGGAAAAAAAUUGAUUCGAAACAUGAAGAGAUAGCAGAUUGUACCCUUCCGUUCAUUUCCCAUAUCACCAAUUCCAUAAAUAACAACGAAUCUGAAGUCAAGAAAGAAGUAAAAACUGUUGAGAUCUCAGUGCAAACAGAUGAUGUAAAUGAGUUUGAAUUGAGCGCUGUUAAGGAGGCUGUGAUAACAUAUGAUAUCGGAAUACAGACAGAUGAAUAUGACGGGAAACAUGAAAUUAUGGAAGAUGGACAUCUACCUUCCCAAGAUCUUAUAGAACAGCAAGCAUCGACUUCAGAUAUUACAGAGACCAAGGAGGAUAAAGAAGUUGUUGAAAAGGAUGUGUUUGAUUUCGGAAAUGUCGUUUCAGCGGAAGACUACGCAACGUUGAAGAAAGAAACAUUUUCACUACAGGAGACUAUAGAAGCGGCUGCGCUCAAGUCAUCUUCUCAUCAAAUCGCUGGUGAUGGGAAAAUAAGCAUGUAUUUAUCAAUUUCACCAAAAGUUGCCAUUGAUUCAACUUCUGAAGCAAGGGUCAUUUCCAGUGACGUCUUAGAUAAUUUACUGGUUACUGUGAUUCAUCUUGUAACCAAAUACGUGAAAAGCUCUUUAGUUCAAAUCACACACGUCUCUUCUGGUGAGGUACUUGAUACAGUUUUAUUCCAAGGUCAGAAUGUUGUACGGAGCAAGUUUAUUGAUAAUCCUAAUUCUAAGAUUACCUCCGUCGUUCUUUCUUGCUAUACAGGAAAACUCAUCUUAUAUGAACUGCGAACAGUCAAAAUAAAUAAUAGCUUUCAGGUGGAAAGAAAUAUUGUUUCCACUAAUUAUCAUCACUAUCCGGUACUUUCAAUUAUAAUUCCAAAAUUCAAUGACCAUAGCAUCCUGGCGGCCAGCACCAAUGGCCAACUUAAGCUGAUAUCAACCUUAGAUUUAUCAUUAAAAGAGGAUGACGAUGUCAAAAUUAUUCCUAUCCCAAGGACGGACUUAUCAUAUUCUACUGAACAGACUAAAAAAGAUAACAAGUAUUACCAACACCUAUUGAUAAUGUCGCUUUAUGACGAACUGAGCAUAAUUAGUAUGCUACUGCUGCCAUCUGAUCCUUCUUCCAUAUAUCUUGGUUGCGAGGAUGGCUUUAUUUACAAAGUGUGUCAAUUACCUCUAAAAGGUGAUAACAAAGGGUGUUACAAAAUUAGUGAAGGAAACAAUGGUUUCAUACCAAACUUCACCUCAAAUGUGGAUGAUGCUUCUCUAUUCCACGAAGGUCCAAUUACUGGUAUGGUCGCUUGUGCUGGCAUUGAUGAUCUUUUCUUCUCUUACUCCAUUGAUGGUGAUUGUAUUUUUUGGGACGCGGUCAGCAAUUCAAGAGUAAGUGUUAUAGAGUGCGAUGAUGCGAUAAUAAAAGCUCAGUGGAUUAACGAAAAUGGCUCUUUCUAUGUUGCUCUAUUAACGAGUUUCACAUUUCAAAUCAAAUCCUUAAGAUUUAGUAGAGAUACUCAAAACAAUUGGCAGUUAAAUGAAGACGAAACUUCCAAAGAUAUUGUCAUACUACCGUCUGAUACCCCAUUGAAGGAAUUCUCCUCUUUUGAGGUAAUUUGCAAUGAGGAUGCAUGUAUACUUGUGCUAUGCGGAACUGCCAGCACCAUAUACUGCUAUGUUAUCAACAAUCUAUGA
This is a messenger RNA of Kluyveromyces lactis, 1728 nucleotides long. It is a transcript of the gene PAC11, whose product is annotated as dynein intermediate chain. The transcript has a single exon. NCBI's taxonomy places the organism in Eukaryota, Fungi, Ascomycota, Saccharomycetes, Saccharomycetales, Saccharomycetaceae. Bases 1 to 1728 code for a protein of 575 amino acids. Gene Ontology annotation, cellular component: cytoplasmic dynein complex. Gene Ontology annotation, biological process: transport along microtubule. Gene Ontology annotation, molecular function: dynein heavy chain binding; dynein light chain binding. The record is from RefSeq and is a predicted model, not a curated record.